Messenger RNA from Diversispora eburnea, 390 nucleotides. Lineage: Eukaryota; Fungi; Glomeromycota; Glomeromycetes; Diversisporales; Diversisporaceae. The record is from the annotation of a GenBank genome assembly.
AUGGGUGACCAAGAUUUUGAUAUCUCCGAAGAAGUACUUAAUCUCUCCACUAAUCGCUGGAUCAAGAAGAAUGGAAAGCUAUUCCAAAAAUUAUUGCGUGAAGGGUAUAAAUAUACUAGCAACCUUUCGCAUUAUUUAGAAGAUAUACCACCAAUAGAUAUUGACAAAUAUAGUACAAUCUAUCUAUCAGCUGAUUUCUUUCAUUCCGCUUUAAUCCCACCCCUUUCCAUUUUAGCAAGAAGAAGAGAUAUAUGCAGAAGAUAUCCUAUUUCUAUAGGUACCGCUGUUGAGGGAGGAAUGAAUCUACCGAAUGCCUUGUAUGAUGCAUUUAGUAAAGCAGACGUUCUAGGUCCAGAACAUAUACUCGCUAUAGCGCGAAUGUUACAAUAA